Oncorhynchus tshawytscha (Chinook salmon) is the source of this 2271-nucleotide messenger RNA. It is a transcript of the gene jkamp, whose product is annotated as jnk1/mapk8 associated membrane protein. Lineage: Eukaryota; Metazoa; Chordata; Actinopteri; Salmoniformes; Salmonidae. Gene Ontology annotation, molecular function: ubiquitin protein ligase binding. Gene Ontology annotation, cellular component: membrane. Gene Ontology annotation, biological process: response to unfolded protein. The transcript is spliced from 7 exons. The record is from RefSeq and is a predicted model, not a curated record. The coding region runs from base 140 to 1075 and encodes 311 amino acids.
UGCUUGUAGUAACUAGUGACGACCGAACCACUGUAGCAGGAGCUUCCGGUUUGUCGGUUGAUGUAGCAGAAAUUAAAUCGUUUUUGGAAACAUCAUGUACCAAGUAUUCAUCUAAAUCGUAUGGAUAUUGAAUAAUAAUAUGGCCGUAGCCAUGAGUUCAACCUGUCCGGGACAUUAUUGUGGCAAGAUGUUGAUAAAUGGCUCAGUUGAUGGAGAAUGUGGAUUGAAUUAUCAGGUAUGUCCCAGAGGAGAGAAGACAAACAUGCAGAAGAUCUGUGAGAAGUGUACAGAAUCCCCUGAACUUUAUGACUGGCUGUACCUGGGCUUCAUGGCAAUGCUGCCACUGGUUCUACACUGGUUCUUCAUCGAGUGGUACUCUGGGAAGAAAAGCUCCAGUGCCCUCUUCCAACACAUCACAGCCCUGUUUGAGUGCAGCGCUGCGGCUAUGGUGACUCUGCUGGUCAACGACCCAGUGGGUCUGCUGUCUAUCAGGUCCUGCAGAGUCCAGAUGCUUUCAGACUGGUACACCAUGCUGUACAACCCCAGCCCAGACUACAUCACCACUCUACACUGCACACAGGAAGCUGUCUUUCCCCUGUACACUAUAGUGUUGAUCUACUACGCCUUCUGCCUGGUGUUUAUGAUGCUGCUGCGGCCACUCCUGGUCAAGAAGAUCGCCUGUGGUCUGGGGAAAUCUGACCGCUUCAAGAGCAUCUACGCUGCUCUCUACUUCUUCCCCAUCCUGACAGUCCUGCAAGCUGUGGGAGGCGGCCUGCUCUAUUAUGCUUUUCCAUACAUUAUUUUGGUGUUGUCCCUGGUUACCCUGGCAGUGUACAUGUCAGCCUCAGAAAUACAGUCUUUCAAGAAUCUCGCUGCCAAGAAGAAGAGGUUGGUGGUGCUCUUCAGCCAUUGGCUACUUCACGCGUAUGGCAUCAUCUCCAUCUCCCGAUUGGAUAAACUGGAGCAGGACCUACCUCUAUUGGCCCUGGUACCUGGACCCGCCCUUUUCUACCUGCUCACUGCCAGGUUCACUGAACCUAGCCGGAUUCUGUCAGAAGGCGGCAACGGCCACUAGAACUAUUAUAGAUGGAUGUGGGUAUUAAAGUUAGACUCAGGGAAUUCAUGUUGCCACGAGCAGCACCGCGGAUAUCCACCUGUCUUAUCAAUUCAGGAGGUGUUGUCCAUGGAGAUAUAUGGACGCUAGCCUUUACUGCCUUCUCUGUGUAUGGUAGGAGGAUGACUGCUGCAUGCAGUGUUGAUAGUUGAUAUUCCUCUCACAGUGAAAAGAUUUUAGGAUAUUCCUAGAACUAAGCUGGGAAUACAAACAACUUGUACAUACUGUAUGUCUAAACUACAAAGCUCCAUAUAUUUCAAGUGUUAAUUAUUGAAUGGUAUCGUUUGUGUCCACAUGAAUGUUGUCUUUACAACCUAAGGCCUAAGAUGUACUGUUCCUCAUUGAGGCUGUUUUGAGACAUGUUUUGUCAUUAGACAUUCACUCUGUGUCAUAUUAUUUUGGGCUCCUCAGUGGCUCAGCGAUCUACGUCACUGCAUCUCCGUACUAGAGGCAUCACUACAGACCCUGGUUCGAUCCUGGGCUGUAUCACAACCGGCCAUGAUUGAGAGUCCCAUAGGGCGGCACAAUUGGCCCAGCGUCGUUAGGGUUUGGCCGGGGUUAGGCCGUCAUUGUAAAUAAGAAUUUAUUUUAAACUGACUUGCCUAGUUAAAUAAACAAAUCAUAUAUGCUCAACAUCCUUGAUUGCUGCAGUGAAAUCAAAAAUGGUCUCUGGAUUGACCCAUAGUUUAAGUUGUUAGAUGUUCUUAAACUAAAUCUAAUGUGCCAAAAACUCUGAACACAUGCAUACAUCCAGUGGCAGAUAAAAUAGUUUAUUAUAACCUAAUAUUAUGUUACAAGCCAAGUGGGAUAUAGUUCCAUUAUUUUGCUUGAUCAAAAAUGGAAUGAAAAUUAUCCUGCUGUUUCCCCGUAAAUUAUGUUGGGGAAAUACGCUUGUUGGAUAGUAAGGAAAUUAAAUUGUGAAUGUAUUUUAUGCAUGCUCAUUGAAUGCUUGUAAAUAGAUGACAAUGGAUGUGUUUAUUAGAAAUAUAUAUUUUUAUUGCAGUGUAAAACAUGCAGAACGAGGACUUGACUAGCUACAAUUUUGACUUGUAAAAUGUAUUGUUCAAAAAAACUUGUGAAAUGCAGUGUUAUAAAGUAUGAAUUUUCUGAAAUAAAAAUCAGAAGUGUGAGGACUCAUCUACUUUCAUCUCAUAUGA